GUAUGUAUGUAUUGUAAAUUGGUAUAGGCUGUUCGGCUCCUCUGCACUUCUGGUACUCAAUUUUAAUACCACAGUUUUGAUGUGAUGUGAUGACUCUAGUCUUCCUGAUUUCCUCCCAUUCCUGAGAAGUUCUGAGCCCAGAAGCUUCAUCUGGCCCACUGAGACAUGGAGACCUGAGCUCUUUUUGCUCAUGGAAGCAAAGAUAAGAAAAACUGGCUAUGUGUCUCUGAAGAAACCACUGCUUAUAUCAAAUGAUCAAACCCAGGUUGGUGAGAGGCAGCAGGUUCUGGUAACAGAAGAAUCCUUUGAUUCCAAUUACUAUGUUGCUCACAAUCCUUUCUAUGAGCAGGUUCUUGUGCCAAAGGAUCCUCUGUUAAUGGGUAAGAUGGUAGAAGUGAGUAUUUAUGAAGCUGGGAAACAUUUUAUGAAGGGGCAACCAGUGUCAAAUGCCAGAGUUUACACUGCAUCCAUCACCAGACCGUUAGCAAAAGGAGAAGUUUCUGGUUUAACAGAG
This is a messenger RNA of Pelecanus crispus (Dalmatian pelican), 514 nucleotides long. The record is from RefSeq and is a predicted model, not a curated record. NCBI's taxonomy places the organism in Eukaryota, Metazoa, Chordata, Aves, Pelecaniformes, Pelecanidae.